Entrophospora sp. SA101 is the source of this 1032-nucleotide messenger RNA. The record is from the annotation of a GenBank genome assembly. NCBI's taxonomy places the organism in Eukaryota, Fungi, Glomeromycota, Glomeromycetes, Entrophosporales, Entrophosporaceae.
AUGACUUCGAAUAAUGAAAAUGCAUUUUGGAGGGAGGAUUGGGAAAGUGCAGAAAGCACGCUUUCCAAAAACCCGUUGAGCACCUUUCCAUCCUUUCCUUUAAGAAUAAUGCGUGUUAGUCAAUUAGAUGCUGAGUUGUUAGAUUCUGAAUUGUUUGAUACGUUAAAAGAACAACUAUGGCAGAUAUUUUCACUAUUCAAACCUUGGUUUAAAGAAACAUUUGAACCAGAAUUACUUGCCAUAUUACAACUAAUAAUGUAUCGAUUUUCAAUAUAUGAGACAGGAGCAUCUUACGGAGCGCAAUUAUUAAAUUUAAAAUAUCGAAAUGAGAAACAACACGGAGGAGGAUUGCAAUCAAUAGCAAAGGAUGCACCAUUAACAAAAUUUCAAAAGUAUUUAUAUGGUAUUGUGACAGUUGGAGGACAAUAUGUUUUGAUGCGUAUAAAUAGAUUGGUGAUAGCUCAAGGAUGGAGUGAGUUAGAUGAGGAUGAUCCGCGCAAAAUAUUUUGGAAAUUUUUGCAAAAAUUAGAAAAUUUAUAUAAAAUGUCAUCACUAGUAAAUUUCUUAAUAUUCUUAUAUAACGGAAAAUACCGAUCUAUUUUUGAUCGAUUAUUUUCAAUGCGUCUGGUAUAUGCUCGUAGAGCAAUAAACCGACAAGUUAGUUUUGACUUUCUAAAUCGACAAUUGGUCUGGCAAACAUUCACAGAAUUUCUUUUAUUCUUGAUGCCGCUUAUCAAAUUACGUAAAGUCAAAAACAUUUUAAAACGUAAUCUUCUUCCAGCAUCUUAUACCAAAUCACGCACACUCGAUUUCUUGCCAUUGCAUAUCUGUGCUAUUUGUCAUGAAAAUCAAUCUGCUCAAUCUACCUUAACCAAUAGUUCUGGUGGUGGUGCUGCAACAACAAUGCUUUCUACAAAAAUUAAUAACCCAUAUGAAACAAACUGUGGUCACAAGUAUUGUUAUUACUGUAUUAAAAUCAAAUUAAUCCAGGAAGAUGGAAGUUGGCAAUGUUUAAGAUGUGGUGAAGAAUAG